UUCCUGCCUGUCAACAACACUGCAAGCUGAGACAGGAGAGCAGCCUGUUGGCGAGCUAAGCUCAAAUAAACACAGACUUUUACUACACAGUCUGCUUAUUUCCUCCGUCAUGUAACGACCGAGGAAAGUUACCUGGACCGGGCGGGAGGUCGGACGGACUUUGUAGUUGGGCUGCUUCAACACACUCUUCCUCUGUGACAUGACAUCGCUGCUUGCUACUAACUACAACACCCAGAGUUCUACAGCAACCGGUUGACAUUUGCUCAGGUGCUGUUCAACAGGAUGGCUGCACAGGUGGAGGUACAGAGUGUGGAGGUUAGGAGGACCGUGACGGGAGGAAGACUUCACUUGAGUCCCCUGACUGACUCAAGUAAUACAAGUCCAUCAAUCAGUCAGUCACAUAUCAUCACUCCAGAACCUAAAAAACCUAUUCCUGCCCCCAAACCACGUCUUACCCCAAAACCGUUUUCUGUGGAGAAGAACCCCAUUAUUAGACCUAUACCUGCCCCAAAGCCUCAUACCAAAACCAGACCAGUAUCCACUCACCCUGCUGGAUACAAACCAGAAACUCCAUGCAAUCCAAAUCCACAGCAACCAGUUGCCAUUGUCAUGCCAAGUCCUGUAUCAUCAAACCCUAGUCUACCUACCUCAACCUCAUUUAGAACAUCUGCGAAGGUGAACACUGGGCAAACAACAAAGCCUGUUGCCCCUCCAUUUAAACCAGCCCCCCCACUUGACCCUGUAGACCCUAUCAAACCCACUCCCCCUUUGCCAGCAGAGAGACAUAAACCUAUGAACCAGAUAACACCCAUGCAGAAAGAGGCAUCCAUUAGCAGAGCCAAGUCCUUGGGGUUCCUUAAUCAGAUGGAUUUUUCUGAGGCAGCGGUUCCACCUCGACCCAAACCCCGAGGAUCCAGGCCUAGACCUGUAUCAGCGGUUUUAAUGUAUAAUGCAGAGACACCACCUCCUGCUUCUCACUUGACCGAAGGAAGACCUCUUUCUUUGGAUUUGACAUCCAAGUUUGAGUCUGUUGGUCUGUCGCUACACCCUAAAACAGCCAAAUCCAACGUUAAAGAAAGCCCUUCGAAAGAGGAAGUACUUCCACCAAAGUCACAGCAGCAGACAAAUAGUACUGUGUCCCUAAAUACUGAUGUUAAAGUGAAACCAUUGGUCCCAAAUGAGCAGACCAAAAUAUGCGUAAAAGAGACUGAAGACAACCAGCAAGGAGCUAGCGUCAAGUCACGAAUUAAUCUCCUUCUUGAUUCUUCCUCCGCUACUGAGACAGUCUCUGCUGGACAAACAUCAGACAUUCCUGCUCAAGUGCAGAACGUCCCUGAAACUCAACCACAAGUAGGUGUUAAACAGCUCAUCAAGCAGCUAACCGAUGAUACAACACCAACUCAAAGUCCUGUCUUGAAACCAGCAGUGAAGCCCCGCUCCCUGCCUUCUGAUCUCACUAAAAAGUUUUCAUCCGAGAAGUUAUCUGACCUUGGCGGUGUUUCUCUCAGUGAGGAAACAGAAUAUCAUGACAUCAACAAAGAUACUCAAAGGAGGGUAAGAGAGGUUGAAGCUGCAGCAGUCAACCCAACUUACAAAAAGGAUUUGGUGGAUUUCCAAGGUCAGCUCAAAAGGAUCAGCUCAAUGACGGAAAGUCCAGAGGCAGGGAAGACAUUUAGUGCUACCAUCAAACAAAGCACUCCCAGUGUUGAGGUGCAGACAGUGCGAGCAUCAUUAUUUGAUAAUAUUGUUGAAAAAUCCUCUGUGCUGAUGGUGGAUAAAGAUAAAGGAUGGACCAAGGCCACUGACUCACUUAGUAACCCAUCCUUGAGGAGAGUAAGCAGUGAAGAUGAAGGUACUCUGGUGACUGCCACCUAUAAAGAUUCUGUAUCACCAAGUCCCUUACGAGUGAACCAUGCUAUGGACACUGUGCAAGCGGUGGAAGAAAGCAGAGCAGUCAGUGAACGGAUCCUUCCUGCUCAGCGUGAGGACAAGGCCAUGACUUUACGCUCCAGACGAUCAGAAGGGAACAAGCCAAUGAUGGAAAAAAAUGGUUUGAUCAAAGAUGAACCGGCUUCGCCAAUGGCAACAGAGCAGCAGCCUCGAUACUUGCGAAUAGGAGCAUUCCAGAAAUGGGCUACUAGUAGCCCAGACUCAGGUGUGGCAAAUGAGAAACUAAAGGAAUCACUUAGGGGGAAAGAAACUGAUUUGAACAAAGACCGACAAAGAGAAGCUGAGCAAGAAGAAGCAGCUGCAGCUCCGAAACGCUUGAAAACACUGCAGGUAGAUGAACAGCCAAAACCCAAGGCGACCUAUUUUGCUUUGACGGGACAAAUACAGGAGUCUAUGUCUCUUUCAGAGGUAGGCGCUAACAUAAGUUCAACAGUACCGUAUGAUGAUUUUGCUAUAGGUUCUGGACAAACAACCUCUCAAGGUAAGGUUUCUGCCAUUAAGAGGAAUCUGUCAUUAAAUGAAACUCUUCGAAAUAAGCAUCGAGACAAAAAUAAGGACAUAGGGAUGAUCAGCCAUAUGUCACCAAGGCAGAUGGCAGCCUCAAAUUAUGUGCACACAGCUGAGAAAAUGACAAUAAAAACAGAGCAAACAAAGGAAGAUGAUGGCAAAAUAAAAGCGUUUGAGAGGGAAAAACAGCGACAAGUAGAUAUUGAGAAACAAGCCAUUAUACAAUUUUCACAGAUGAAGGAAAUUGAUAUGCAAAGAGAAUUUGAAAAACAAAAAGCAUUUGAAAGGGAGAAACAAAGUGUGCUAGCACAGCAUAAAGCACUGAAAAACCUCCAAGAAUUAGAUUUUGAAAAACAAAGAGACCUGGAGAAACCGAGUCAAAUACAGCUUGACAAAGAAAAAGCAAGACGACAAGAACUGGAGAGGCGUAAGCAGCAAGAAUCAGAGAGACAAAGAGGCCUAGAAAAGCAGAGACAGCAAGAAAUGCUAAAGCAGAAAGAGCAGGAAUUGGAGAGACAAAGAGAUCUGAUGAGGUUGAUGGCGCAGGAAAAGGAAAAACAGCGGAAAAUUGAGCGGGAGCUAGAACUGAUGAGGUUUAGGGAGCAGGAAAAGGCGAGACAGCAAGAACUGAACAGGCAGCAAGAACUGUUGUGGCUAAGGGAGCAAGAGACUCUAAGACAGAGAGAACUUGAGAGACAGCGUGAAUUGAUGUUGCUGAAGGAGCAACAGAAACACAGAGAACUUCAGAGGCAGCAAGAACAACUGAAGCAAAGGGAGCAGGAAAUGGAGAGACAGCGAGAACUUAUGAGGCAGAAAGAGCAGGAAAAGGAGCAAUGGCGAGAAGUGGAACAGGAGAGGAAGCGUGAAUGGGAGAGACAGAGACAGCGGGAGGAAGAGAUGCAAAGAGAGCUUGAUAAGGAGACACUUCUAAUGGAAAUGCAAAGAAAUAAACAUAGAACUGAAGAACUGGAGAGAAUUAAGGAGAUGGAGGCAGAAAAGCUCUUAGAUUUUGAAAAGCGGAAGCAAAAAGAAAAGGUGCAACAGCAGAGAGAGAAAGAAAAAAUAAAACAAAUGGCUUUGGAACAGGAAAUGCUGAGACUCAAAGAGAUUGAUAAAGAAAGGGAGGACCAAAAACGACAAAUUGAGAGGGAGCGUGAGGAAGACAAUAUGAGGGAAAAUCUUAAAGAGCUUCAGAGACAAAAAGACUUGAAAAGGGAGAAGCUUCGAAGGGAGGCGGAGACAAUUAAAGAGAGAGAGAGAAUACAUUUAAUGGAGUUUGAAAUUCUAAAUCAAACAGAAAUGGACAGUUGGCAAACUGAAAGUGAGAAACACAAACUAAAGGAGACUAUGGAAAAGGCUGAAGCAGAGAAAAUGAGACAGGUUGCCAAACUCCAAGAAGCAGAGAGACAAAGACUUAAGGAGAUGCAAAAGAAAGAAGAACAGGAGAAGAUGAGGUUGGAGCAAUAUCCAUUAAGACCCAAAAUGGUGGAUUUGGACUCUGUACUCAGAACUACCCCCCCUCAUAACACUGGCCCAGCAUUACGAUGGAAGGAGCCCUCUCCAAGAGAUGAAGAGACCUACAAACCUGCCAUUCUUGACGUGGACUCCUUCACAUCUCACUCUCAUUCCUCCACCAGUCAAGAUCUACUACUGCCCGUUGCCAGUUUUCAGGAAGAUAAGUCCAACUUUGAUAGUUUAUUACGGCCUACGUAUGAAAAAGAUAUUACCUGGAAGGUACCACCACGGACGUCUGUGGAUUUCACAAGCCCAGUGUGGACACUGUCCCCACAUGACCCUUGGGAGGUAAUACCUAGUGAGAUGACUCACCCAAGCAAUGUCAGCCCAGAACAUAUACUUCAUAAGAAGGAGCAACAUUUGAUGGCCUCUCAGAGCCAAAGGCACAAUAAACAAGGCGAGCCACUUUACUUGGACCCUUUAUCCCAAAGGGGGACAACAACUGGCAUCCAUCUCGGUGGAGUCUCCAGCAACGCUCCUUUUGAUCAGAUCCGGUUGCAUGGAGAACCAAAAUCCCAAGCCGACCGGGAAAAAGUCUGGAACCACAGGAGAUCACAGGGAUCCCAGGAGCUGAAUAGGAUCCGCUCGCGCAGUAUGUCACGCCGAUCAGCCCCUUCUAGUGGUGCACUGGAGGGAAGUGUCACCAGGAUAAGGAGCCGUAGUGCUCACAGACAACAGGACCAUCCCAGCUGGGUGCAACAAAAGCAAGGUGAGGAGGAGGAAGAGGGGAAAGACUCUGAAACUCCAGUGGGUGAGACCGAUAGUCAGUAUGGGACCUGGGAGACAGGACUACGCACAGAUGAUAGCCUAACCCCUGCCACUCCCAGCUCAGAAAGCAACCUCACCCCUUCGCCAAGGAAUGCGACUCAUUCUUCGCAAGUUCAACCCGCCUCACAGUUGGAUGCAGACAUCUUUGACGGCCUGCAGCCAUCCUCUUCUUCUGAGCUCCAGCCCCUGGCUUUCCCGGAUGCCCCAACCCUCCUGUUAGACAACAGCGCCCUCCGCUCCAAAGUCCAGCUGGGGAAAAAACGUGCUCCCCGUUCGCGGCCCUCCAGAGCUGCUCGUCAGAGCGAGGGGGAAUCUUCUGAGAACUGGAUCUACAAAGACUCUACAGGUAAGGAGAGGAGUGAAGGGAAGAUGGAUGAAGUCGACUCCAAGGAGCAGACUCCAGCAGCAGAAGCUGGUGUUCAGCCGCAGAGGGUGGCCUUGUUUCCUGGGGUGGACCCCCUGGCUUUACAGGUCCAGUUAAAGAAGAGGAGUGAUUCCGACAGUCACACUAAUGCACCCUCUCCUUCCCUAAUGUCCCGCUCACCUAAAUCACCCUUCCUUCCUCUGGCUGCCCGUGUACUGCCCCCCGCUGGUGGGAAAGAAAAUGGUGAGGAGGAAUCGCCCAAGUGGUUGAAAGAACUCAAGUCCAAGAAGCGCUUGAGUCAAUAUGAGAACGAGAACUAAGGUUGCCUUUCCAGAUGGAUCCUUCAGAAACCGAGGCCUUAAUAUUCGACUCAGAGAGUAGGAGGGUGGAAUCUGCUGCUGAUGUAUAUAUUUAUUUCUCAUUCCUUUUGCUUCUCUUACUGUCUGGGUUGAUCAUCAUGCAUGGUGCCUUUUUUUUUUAUAUAUAGAAGAUCUAUGAUACAACAACAGUAUAAUAACACAUCCAGCUCUUUCAUGUACAUCUGCACAAGGAGGGAACACUUUGAUAGGGACCAGAAGAGGUAUGUCUGGGGUGUGUGUGGGGGGGGGAGAUAAUGAAAUUCCCAUCAGGAAGUGGGCAAGUUGAGGGACCACUGCACAAUGGACUGCAUGCUGUAUAGAGACCCACAAUGCAAUGGGAAAUGUUGAUAGUUUCCUUACUUGACCGAUGUGUGUGUGGUCGCAUGUGCAUUGUUGUCAAUGAUGGCAAACACACGAGCGUGGUCAUGUGACAAUAUAUCAUGUGUGUUGUUGUCAAUGAUGGCAAUCACACGAGCGUGGUCAUGUGACAAUAUAUCAUGUGUGUUGUUGUCAAUGAUGGCAAUCACACGAGCGUGGUCAUGUGACAAUAUAUCAUGUGCAUUGUUGUCAAUGAUGGCAAACACACGAGCGUGGUCAUGUGACAAUAUAUCAUGUGUGUUGUUGUCAAUGAUGGCAAACACACGAGCGUGGUCAUGUGACAAUAUAUCAUGUGUGUUGUCAAUGAUGGCAAACACACGAGCGUGGUCAUGUGACAAUAUAUCAUGUGUGUUGUCAAUGAUGGCAAACACACGAGCGUGGUCAUGUGACAAUAUAUCAUGUGUGUUGUUGUCAAUGAUGGCAAUCACACGAGCGUGGUCAUGUGACAAUAUAUCAUGUGUGUUGUUGUCAAUGAUGGCAAUCACACGAGCGUGGUCAUGUGACAAUAUAUCAUGUGUUGUUGUUGUCAAUGAUGGCAAACACACGAGCGUGGUCAUGUGACAAUAUUUCUGACACUCCUUUGGAAGCUGCUGACGACAUUAUUAGUUGGGAUGUAUAUCAUGUAAGUAAUCAUCAGAUGUUAUAUUUUCUAUGUUUUCACUAUGAUAAAGAGAUAGUUUUGGGG
Molecule: messenger RNA, 6526 nt
Organism: Nerophis lumbriciformis (worm pipefish)
Lineage: Eukaryota; Metazoa; Chordata; Actinopteri; Syngnathiformes; Syngnathidae
Source: RefSeq, a predicted model, not a curated record